Molecule: messenger RNA, 1952 nt
Organism: Cuscuta epithymum
Lineage: Eukaryota; Viridiplantae; Streptophyta; Magnoliopsida; Solanales; Convolvulaceae
Source: the annotation of a GenBank genome assembly
UCUCAACCUUCUGCCACUUCCAGCUUGCCUCCUCUUUAUAUACACCACAGAAUAUAAAUUUCCCUUCACCAAUCAGAAGCAGAACCAAAUCCCACCCAACCACCACCAAGCCACCACUUCUCUUUCACAAGUGGCACAAAUUAAAGCUCAUUGGUUUUGAACUCUGAAUUCUUUCUAGAAGUUUCCCCAAUCCCCAGCCAUAGCCAUGAAGGUUUCAACACUUGCCUCCUUGUCCACCACCAUCAGCAUUCCAAACACUCCCUUCCUGCAAAAGCAAAAACCCAUUGAUUUUGCUAAGAACAAGGUCGGGCACUUCUCAAUUUCAACCACAGAAUCGAAACAGAAUUUCCCAUUUCUCCCGCGCUGCUCCGCAAAGCCACACGCGACGGACGAGGGUUUACUAUCCGUACAGCCCGAUUCAAGAUCAAGACCCGAAGGAGAACCCAAACCCGUUACAGGGAAUCAAAUUGGUUUUUCUCCAGGUCCUUCGAUCUCGAGGGGAUUGGUGUUUGAUUUGGGAUCUGCGAGCUCUUGGGACGGCGUCGAAAUCGGGUCGCCGGUGGUGAAGAGGUAUUUGGGCGACGAGGAAGAGAGGUGGUACCUGUGGUACCACGGCAGGUCCGGCAAGAACCCGGGUUCGGACUCAAUCGGGUUAGCGGUUUCGAGCAACGGGGCCCACUGGGAGAGAGGCGAAGGGGAGGUGAGAUCAAGCGGGGAUGUUGGAAUGGUGAUGAGUUGCAGUGAAGACUGGUGGGGUUUUGACACAGAGAGUCUUAUGCCCAGUGAGGUGGUCAUCAUGUCCAGCAACAAAGUCAACCGAUCAAACACUGCUGUUUAUUGGCUUUACUACACAGGUUUCAGUUCCCAGACAGUAGAUUUCUCUGCUGGCAAUUCCCUGGGUUUCUGUUUGGAAAACCCAGAAAGGGCAUAUUUAGGAAAUGGGAACAAGUCCUUAACUAGUGGAGCCAAACAAGGAGUAAUGAAGUCAUUACCAGGAUUAGCUAUUAGCCAAGAUGGAAGGCAUUGGGCAAGAAUAGAAGGGGAGCAUCACUCGGGGGCUCUGUUUGAUGCAGGUCAAGAAGGGGAUUGGGAUUCUCUAUUCAUAGCCUCACCUCAUGUUGUUUACCAUGGGAAUGGUGACCUUAGGAUGUAUUACCAUUCGUUUGAUGCCGAAAACGGGUGUUUUGCGAUUGGGAUGGCACGGUCAAGAGAUGGGAUAAAAUGGGUGAAACAAGGGAGGAUGAUAGGGGAAGGCGGUGUGGGGGCGUUUGACGAGUUAGGAGUGAUGAACCCGAAUGUGGUGAGGAACAGGAAGGACGGGAGAUACAUUAUGGCGUAUGAAGGUGUUGGUGUGGAUGGGAGGAGAAGCAUCGGGGUGGCGAUUUCACCGGACGGUUUGAAGGGGUGGAGGAGGGUGGUUGGGUGCAAUCCUGUGUUGAGACGAUGUGAAGGGGGUGAUGGUUGGGACUGUGAAGGGGUGGGUUCACCAUGCCUUGUUCAGAUGGAUGGGGAAGAUGAAGUUGGGCAAUGGAGGUUGUACUAUAGAGGAGUUGGGAGAGGAGGAAGGACUGGAAUUGGGAUGGCAGUGUCUAAUGGCCGGGAUUUUCAUAACUUUCAAAGAUGGACAGGGUUCCAUUUGUGAAACAAUACUAGUACUCCGUACAUAAUAUGGUGUCACUUGCCACGUUUAAUUUGUUUGGAGUUAUACAACGCCACAUUGAAGUUGUUCUAUUGAUCAGUCAUGUAGGAUUUAUUAUGUACACAUACUAACAACAUAUAUAGUCCGUUUGGUGACCCGUUUUUUCGGUUUACCAGACUUAUUAGCCCGAUUUUUCACAAAAAAAACACGUAACAUUUGAUUUCGCGCGCUGAAUUUUGUAAUAACAAAAAAAGGUUUGAGUUGUUUUUCUGGCUGUAUUGGUUGAAGUUACUAUAGAUAACCAUUUUAGCUA